Sinocyclocheilus anshuiensis is the source of this 2954-nucleotide messenger RNA. RefSeq names its product cartilage matrix protein-like. Lineage: Eukaryota; Metazoa; Chordata; Actinopteri; Cypriniformes; Cyprinidae. The record is from RefSeq and is a predicted model, not a curated record. Bases 812 to 2281 code for a protein of 489 amino acids. Gene Ontology annotation, molecular function: calcium ion binding. The transcript is spliced from 8 exons.
CAAAGUCAUACACUGAUAAUCUUGCUUAACAGCUGUGGUCAGCAUUAAUUUUCAUUUGGACACUCUGCAAAAUACCUCUUUUCAUGUUCUAUAGAAAAAAAGAAAGUCAUACAGGUUUAAAAAGACUUGACAGUGACAGAAAAUAAUGAAUGAAAUAUUUAACUAUUUUGUACUUAUAGGUGAUAAUGUGGCCUACGCCUCAAAUAGAAAUGCUGUAUCACACUCAGUGUGAUCAAAUUUAAUCUCACGCACAGACACAGACACUUAGGACAACAUUUGCACACGUGAAUACUCGCAUUUCCAAACAGACAUACUAGACAAGGCAUGGUGCAUAUAGGAGAAAAACACAGACAUACACGUACACAUAGUCAGAACAGAGGCGUCUGUGUUGGAUCAGGCACGGAGGCUUCCCACAUAAUUCCUGGGCAUAAAUUCCUGCGUGUGUGAGAUUAAUUUGAGAGGAAACGUGCCCAGAAAAGACAGAUUCAUCUUAAUGUUUAUUUGAGUUCAACCCCAAGCUAGAGACCCCUCCUAGGGCUCCAAAUGAACUCGGUUUCCCUUACACAAACAUAUACACAGAUCAAGGUGUGUUUGUCUUUCCUACCCAAACUCUAGGAUUUUCGGAGCAGGUAUCCCCCUCCCACCAAAACAGCCUGUUCACCUCGGGGAGAUGGAUUUGAGGGUGGCGUUUCGAAACUUAAGUGUGUAUUUGUGAAUAUGUGUGUGUUGAUAACCUGUAAGUUUCUCUGACUGUGAAUCAGUCUGUCUCUGGUUGUCGAGCAGGUCAUUAGAACUCACGCCGCAUUACAGUAUGACAUUGCCUGGGUUUGUGAUGCUGCUAUGCAUCCUGGGAGCUCAAGCCACCGUGGAUUUGAGAAAUGCUGCUGCUAUGGCUGCAGGCUUGUGUAACACCAAACCCACUGAUGUGGUAUUCAUCAUCGAUAGCUCUCGAAGCGUCCGCCCCUCUGAGUUCGAGCAGGUCAAGGUCUUUAUGACCAAAGUAAUUGACGGUUUGAACGUUGGGCCUGAUGCUACUCGCGUGGGUGUCGUAAACUACGCCAGUCGGGUGAAGAAUGAGGUCUCUCUGAAGUCCCACAAAACCAAGGCAGCGCUGGUCAAGGCCGUGUCCAAGAUCGAGCCAUUGUCCACCGGUACCAUGACCGGCCUUGCCAUCCAGUUUGCCAUGAACGUGGCCUUCAGCGAAGCCGAGGGAGCGCGCAAAUCCCCUGACAUCAGCAAGGUGGCCAUUAUUGUGACUGACGGCAGACCGCAGGACAACAUCCGUGACAUUGCAACAAAGGCGCGGGAGGCCGGCAUUGAGAUAUUCGCCAUCGGAGUGGGUCGCGUGGACAUGACCACGCUCAGACAGAUGGCCAGCGAGCCUCUCGAGGAUCACGUGGACUACGUGGAGAGCUACAGCCUCAUUGAGAAGCUCACCAAAAAGUUCCAGGAGGCCUUCUGUGCGGUUGUGUCGGACCUAUGCGUGACAGGCGAUCAUGACUGUGAGCACAUUUGCAUCAGCACACCCGGAUCUUUCAAGUGUGCCUGCAGAGAGGGAUAUACACUUCAGGGUGAUGGCCGAUCAUGCAGCGCUUGCAGUAACGCAGCCAUAGAUGUGGUCUUCCUGAUCGACGGCUCCAAGAGUGUGAGACCAGAGAACUUCGAGCUGGUCAAGAAAUGGAUCAACCUGAUCAUCGACAAACUGGACGUGUCAGAGACGAACACCCAUGUGGGACUGGUGCAGUAUUCCAGCACUGUGAAGCAGGAGUUCCCCCUGGGACGCUACAACAACAAAAAGGCCCUGAAAGAAGCAGUGAAAAGGAUGGUCUAUAUGGAGAGAGGAACCAUGACUGGCCAUGCCAUCAGUUUCCUAGUGGACAAUAGCUUCACUCCUAACCAGGGCGCCAGACCUGGAGUGGCAAAGGUCGGUAUUGUCUUCACUGAUGGCAGGUCACAAGACUACAUUGGAGACGCUGCCAGGAAGGCCAAGGAGAAUGGCUUUAAGAUGUAUGCCGUGGGUGUUGGCAAUGCUGUUGAGGAUGAGCUGAGAGAAAUUGCCUCUGAACCUGUCGCUGACCAUUACUUCUACACGGCUGACUUCAAAACCAUGAACCAAAUUGCCAAGAAGCUGCAAAUCAAUGUUUGUCAAGAGGAAGAUCCCUGUGAAUGUAAUUCCAUUGUCAAGUUCCAGAAAAAAGUGGAGGAGGCACUACAGGCAUUAACAAAGAAAUUGGAAGCUGUGACGAAAAGGAUCGCUGCCUUGGAGAACAAGAUUGUUUGAGAAGGCACCAACAUCUAAUUCUCACACUGCCAUCCCUUUCUCUUCUUGUAAAAAACACUUCCUGUGACCUCUGACCCUAAUGCUUAAGUUCCUCUCCUCCACUCCAUUUCUUUCUGCUACUUUGCCUUCAUUACUAUUGUCUAUGGGGAUGGAGCACUGAUUGCGAUGGUGACCAUGGUUUACCUGACCAUGCUUGCUCCGAAUUAUGGUCACCAUAAAAACUGAAGGUGUUGAUUUUCAAACAGCCAUCCCCCCUAACAAAACACUGUGUGCGUUGAGUAAAAAUCUACCUAUAUGGUCUGAGAUGAUCUUCACAUGCAACCUGGACAAUAAUGUCUUCCCUGUGGGGAGGUGGUGUGUACAUUAAAUCCAGUGAAGUUUUCAUUCUGUCUUCGCUUUUCUUCAUUCUACCUUUCUCAAACACAUUCUUCCAGAUUUUGCCCCAAAAAUAUAAUUUUAUAUGGAAUAUAUAUAUAAUGGUAAUUUAAUAUAAGAUUGGACUUGAAAUAAAUGUGUGAAUGUUUGAUCAUUUUCUCAAAUAAAACACUCCAUGAAGCACACACAAAAGCAGACACAACACACACACACACACGUAACUCACAGGCAAACUUUCACUGACUCGGCAAGUGCUAAACAUACCGCUUGUGUUGAUUCAAUAAAAUCCCAUUUUGUG